GAUGGCUACUACACAGAAGAUGACCCAGUUUAUGGCAAUCUCAAUCAAGAUAUUUUAGAGGCAUGUUGUUACGGGCAGAUGAAGUCCCAGCCUCAAAGGCCAGUUAACCAGCUACAGGUGGAGUCUGCCCAUCAGAUGUGUUAUGCCUCACUUGAUCACAGUGUCAAGGGAAAACGCAGAAAACCGAGGAGAAAGAAAGGCCCUUCAUUAGAGGAGGAUGAAGAAGAAAGAUCAUCUAACCCCACCAUGAUGGCUUCCAAAGUUAGCAUUUAUCUCAACAGUGAGCAGCUGGCUGCUGAAAACACAACAAACGUAGAAGCCAUUCAUGAUGAUCCCAUGAGAUUAAUGGGCUUGAUUCAUACUACAAAGGAGAGAACAUUUGAAGUGGCUUCAUAA
Molecule: messenger RNA, 396 nt
Organism: Columba livia (rock pigeon)
Lineage: Eukaryota; Metazoa; Chordata; Aves; Columbiformes; Columbidae
Product: T-cell receptor-associated transmembrane adapter 1-like
Exons: 3
Biological process (GO): positive regulation of T cell receptor signaling pathway; negative regulation of receptor recycling
Cellular component (GO): T cell receptor complex
Source: RefSeq, a predicted model, not a curated record